AUGAGUGACCACAUACCACGAGAGUUACAAACCAAUAAAAAAAAUAAAAAGAGUUCUAAAACAAAAUUACAGAAAGAACAAGAAAAAAACAAAAAAAAAACAAACAAAACAAGAAACAUAAAAAUAGAAACAGAAUGCGUAUCGCAAGUUCUACCGCAGGAUUCAUUACAAAAUUCAACUUCAGGUAAUUCAAACUUGGUGAAUAAUACUGAGCGAAGUAUUUUGGGGAAAAAAGAUGCAAAUAAUCCACAAGUUCUUGUUGAUAAUGUAGAACAAGAAAGUAGACUGGCAAAUCUUUCUAAUGAUACUAAUAAUAAACAAA
This is a messenger RNA of Funneliformis mosseae, 322 nucleotides long. The record is from the annotation of a GenBank genome assembly. NCBI's taxonomy places the organism in Eukaryota, Fungi, Glomeromycota, Glomeromycetes, Glomerales, Glomeraceae.